This is a messenger RNA of Melampsora larici-populina 98AG31, 642 nucleotides long. RefSeq lists its product as uncharacterized. Gene Ontology annotation, biological process: vesicle-mediated transport. Gene Ontology annotation, cellular component: membrane. The record is from RefSeq and is a predicted model, not a curated record. Bases 1 to 642 code for a protein of 213 amino acids. The transcript has 6 exons. NCBI's taxonomy places the organism in Eukaryota, Fungi, Basidiomycota, Pucciniomycetes, Pucciniales, Melampsoraceae.
AUGCCAACUUCAACACCUAAACCGAACACUAAUCCAGAAUCAAACUUUAGAACUCAACUCACUGGAUUCAAAUGGGCAAGAGGUGUCACUGAUGAUUCAAAUAAUACACAAUCAACUGCAAAUUCAAAUUUGUUUUCAAGAUUUACUGGAUCGAUUUCAGGUUAUGUACCAUUAAGAAGUAAUGAAAGAUCAAAUGAAGAAGAAGCGUAUUACGCUUUAUCUCGUUGGGAAAGGACAAUAGGAUUUUUAUUUUGUAUUGCAGGAGCUUCAGUUUGUUUUUUAAUCGCUUUUUUAACAUUACCAUUACUAGCUUUUAAACCAAGGAAAUUUGCUGUUGCAUUUUCUUUAGGUUCAUUACUUUUUAUGAUUGGUUUUAUGAUCUUACAAGGUCCAAUUCAACAUUUUCAACAUAUCUUUUCAGUUCAACGUUUACCAUUCACUUUAUCUUAUUUAAUUAGUCUUUUGGCUACUUUUUAUUUUGCAAUUGGUCUUCAUUCUUAUCUUGGAACUCUGAUUGCUGGUAUAGUACAGGUCAUUGCUCUGAUAUCAUAUUUCGUAGCCUAUUUCCCUGGUGGUCUAACAACGUUAAAAUUCAUGGGAAGCAUGGGCCUAAGAGGUGCUACAAGUUAUCUACCCAUCUGA